Molecule: messenger RNA, 237 nt
Organism: Aspergillus nidulans FGSC A4
Lineage: Eukaryota; Fungi; Ascomycota; Eurotiomycetes; Eurotiales; Aspergillaceae
Exons: 3
Coding region: 1-237 (78 amino acids)
Source: RefSeq, a predicted model, not a curated record
AUGCCCAAAGGCCCUAUCUCCUCCCCACCUCUCCAACCGAAAAAAGUCCAUGGAGUAGUCGACGAUGAUGCUCCAAUUGACGAUUACGAGAAUGCCGUGCACGAACGCGAGCAUGAGGACAAGCACAUACUAGCCGAUGAGCCGAAUGUCGCUGCUGCAAGAAGAGCGAAUAAACCGCCCGUUGCGAAUACCGAGACGGAGAGGCAUCGCGGUGGUACUGGAAUAAUAACUCCGUAG